AUGAGCCUCCCGCACGACACUCAACCUACGAGUUCCACGACUUCAAUAGACCGAAGAGGCACGACGCGUUCGCCAUCACCCAAAAUCGCAUUCGUAUCAGCCAACUUUCCCGCACAUUCACGCUCUACAGCACCCGGCCAGGCCGUGCAGAACAUCACUAGACAGGUAAUUCGCAGGCUUUCGAGCUUACAGCACGUGGAGGUGCUAGAGAUGCCGAACGAGAACGAACACGACGACGACGAGCUGCUUUCAGGACGAGACACGCCCAGUACAGCAUCCCCGCCGAGGGAGGGGUCGCCGGAGUACACCAAUGGCGUAGACCACCAAACCAAUGGUCGGGUUGCGAAUGGGAAUGGGAAAGUGCAAGUACCUGCGAAGAAAAUCGACUGGGAGAUUCCUCGCAAAGUGCUGCAUUCAUCAAUAGGAUUCCUGACAUUAUACCUCUGGACAUCUCAGGGCUCUCCGAAGGCAGUCGUUGUCGUUCUCUGGACAGCGUUCGCGGUUAUCUUGCCUGCGGACUUUAUCCGCCUGAGAUGGCCCGCGUUCGAGCGCACAUACGAACGGCUUCUUGGCUUCCUAAUGCGUGAAUGCGAAAAGGAUUCUGUGAAUGGGGUCGUAUGGUACAUCCUCGGUGUGAACUUUGCGCUGACUGCCUACCCGCUCGAUGUUGCGACGGUAGCCAUCCUCAUAUUGUCUUGGGCCGACACAGCCGCAUCUACUGUCGGCCGUAUGUUCGGUUCGGUCACACCACGGCUUCCUUCGCGCCUACCCUUCCUGCGCCUCCCCCUUGCGCCUCGCAAAUCACUAGCAGGGUUCGUUGCUGCUUGCGUCACCGGCACACUCAUAGCGAUCGGGUUCUGGAAAUGGAUAGCGCCGCUGCGCCACGACACACAAGACAUCAGCUGGACGUGGGAUAACGGCGUUUCGCCCGCUCUGGUCUCGCCCGCAGUGAAAGACUGGUGCCAGGGGCUGCUGGGCGGUCCCUGCUCGUUGGGCAAUGUCACGAGUGGGUGGGUUGGGCUCGGGUUGAUAGGAGUCAUGGCCGGUUUGGUGAGCGGUGUUGCGGAAGCACUAGACUUGGGGUCAUUAGACGACAACUUGACGCUCCCCAUCGUCGCUGGCGGAUGUAUACUAGGAUCUUUGAAACUCAUGUCACUACUAUCAUAA
Messenger RNA from Pleurotus ostreatus (oyster mushroom), 1167 nucleotides. RefSeq lists its product as uncharacterized. The transcript has 5 exons. Gene Ontology annotation, biological process: phosphatidic acid biosynthetic process. Lineage: Eukaryota; Fungi; Basidiomycota; Agaricomycetes; Agaricales; Pleurotaceae. The record is from RefSeq and is a predicted model, not a curated record. Gene Ontology annotation, cellular component: endoplasmic reticulum membrane. Gene Ontology annotation, molecular function: ATP-dependent diacylglycerol kinase activity. The coding region runs from base 1 to 1167 and encodes 388 amino acids.